UUCAGUUCAGGCAUAGUUCGGUAGUUGUUGAAACUCGAAAGUAUUUGAUGCGUUUCUGCUGAAAAUAGAAGUGAAAAGACUUUUGUCUUGUAAUAACAAUAUUGGCAAUUAACCUGUUUUUUUAAUAUUUUUUGUUUGACAAUUGUCUUCCAUUUUCUUAAGUUUGUUUCUUGUUCCACUUGUUCAUGUCAUUCCUCUCUUUCUUUUGUCUUUUUUUUAUUGUCCGGGUUCUACAAAUUCCAUAAUUUAAUUCGUAAGUAACAUAACCCUGAGAAAGUUUAUCGUCAACUCUUCCAAUCUUAGUUUCUGGGUCUUUUUUAUUUGUCUUAAAAAGGCUGGUUUUUCUUUUUAUAUGGUUUGUGCUGUGCUUAGAUGAUCUAUGGAGAUUUAAUAAAAGAGUGUUCUUUGGAUUUGGAGGUAGAAUAAAAAUGAGGGUAUUUCCUGGAAGUCCAGGGACGCUGACUAGCCUCUUUUUGAGGGUUGCACAAUGUGUUUUUGCAGCUGGGUCAAUUGCUUCCAUGGCUACUACUUCUAGCUUCUUCAAUUUCACAGCUUUCUGCUACCUGAUUGCUUCAAUGGGAUUGCAAGUUGUUUGGAGCUUUGGUCUUGCAUUACUAGAUGGAAUUGCCUUGGUCAAAAGGAAGGUCCUUCAUAGUCCCGUUCUAGUCAGCCUUUUUGUAGUCGGAGACUGGGUGACAGCUACAUUAUCUCUGGCUGCAGCUUCUGCCUCAGCAGGCAUCGCAGUAUUGUACUUUAAUGACGUGGGAAAUUGCAAAUUCGGAGAAGAAUGCCAAAAAUAUCAAUUGUUAAACCAUUUGUUGUACAGGGUUUUGGUUUUCUUCCACCUUCAAGAACGUGUUAAUCUCAGAAAUUUUGAUCUUCUCAUAGCGUCCAUACAAAAGAAAAAAGUGAAUAUAGUUUUAUGAUACUCAGCAUUGUUUAUUUCCUCAUUUAGGAAUCAUUUUUUUUGUUUCUGGUGGUGGCAAAUAAAACAUCAGUUUUGUGGAUUUGAAAAGUAAAUAGAUAUGGAA
This is a messenger RNA of Theobroma cacao (cacao), 1031 nucleotides long. Its product is annotated as CASP-like protein 5B3. NCBI's taxonomy places the organism in Eukaryota, Viridiplantae, Streptophyta, Magnoliopsida, Malvales, Malvaceae. The record is from RefSeq and is a predicted model, not a curated record. Gene Ontology annotation, cellular component: plasma membrane.